Exophiala mesophila is the source of this 1218-nucleotide messenger RNA. RefSeq lists its product as uncharacterized. NCBI's taxonomy places the organism in Eukaryota, Fungi, Ascomycota, Eurotiomycetes, Chaetothyriales, Herpotrichiellaceae. Gene Ontology annotation, biological process: actin cortical patch localization; actin filament bundle assembly. Bases 1 to 1218 code for a protein of 405 amino acids. The transcript has 3 exons. The record is from RefSeq and is a predicted model, not a curated record. Gene Ontology annotation, molecular function: actin filament binding; phosphatidylinositol binding. Gene Ontology annotation, cellular component: actin cortical patch.
AUGCCCUUCGGAAUCAACAAUCCACUGCCCUCUUCCAUGAGGAGCGAGUGUAAAAAGGCGGGCAAGAUUUUGGCUUCUUUCGUUGAUCCACGACAAAGCUUUGGACCGGAUAAAGUCAUUCCUCCUCAAAUUCUGAGCAACGCCAAGGGUUUGGCCGUCCUCACAGUCUUCAAAGCUGGCUUCCUUGGAUCCGGCCGUGUUGGUUCUGGCAUCGUUGUCGCGAGACUUGCUGACGGCUCCUGGUCCGCUCCCUCCGCAAUUGCGACGGCCGGUGGUGGUUUCGGUGGUCAGAUCGGCUUUGAACUCACUGAUUUCGUCUUCAUCCUCAACGACUAUGCCGCCGUCCGUGCCUUUUCUCAGGCUGCUUCUGUCACACUUGGUGGCAACGUCAGUAUAGCAGCCGGCCCCGUUGGCCGCAACGCCGAGGCCGCCGGUGCGGCCAGUCUCAAGGGUGUUGCUGGUGUCUUCUCCUACAGCAAGACAAAAGGUUUAUUUGCUGGCGUCAGUCUGGAAGGAAGCAUCAUUAUCGAACGAAGAGACGCCAAUGAAAAAUUGUACAACGGUCGUGUCACAGCUCGUCAAUUAUUAGAAGGCGCCCUCGCCCCACCACCUGCAGCAGAACCCCUGAUGAGAGUUCUCAAUACCAGAGUCUUUUCCGGAUCGUCUUUCAACGACAACAUGUACAACGACAUUCCAGUGUAUGAUGAUCAACACGAUGCCAUGGUUUGGGAAGGACGAAGUGGGGAUGCGUACGGCGCCAAUACUCGUGUCAAUCGAUCCUCAACCAUGAAUUCCAGAGACGAUGAAUAUGAGUAUCGUGACAACCCACGACGAGCCAACACCUGGGCCGAUGAUGUUUACGAUCGAGUUCCCGCCGGUGGCCGAGCGGAUCCUAACGAAACUUUUGAUAACAUGGGCAACCGAAAUCGUUCGAGUACCCUCCAAAGUAACUACUCGGGCAUGUCAAACAAACCUGGUCGGCCGACAGCUCCCAAACCUAUCUUCAAGCAAAAGACGGGGAUAGCUGAUAUACGAUCAGAUCAAGCGGUGGCUUUGUUCACUUUUGAUGCGGAUCAAGAAGGAGAUCUGGGGUUCAAAAAGGGAGACGUCAUCACCAUCACCAAGAGAACAGAGAACAAGUCAGAUUGGUGGACAGGCCGGACAGAAGAUGGGCGGACGGGUAUUUUCCCCUCCAACUAUGUCGAAACCGCUUCGUGA